Colletotrichum karsti is the source of this 1002-nucleotide messenger RNA. RefSeq lists its product as uncharacterized. NCBI's taxonomy places the organism in Eukaryota, Fungi, Ascomycota, Sordariomycetes, Glomerellales, Glomerellaceae. The transcript has 3 exons. The record is from RefSeq and is a predicted model, not a curated record. The coding region runs from base 1 to 1002 and encodes 333 amino acids.
AUGAGCGACGCAAAACGCCCAAUGUACACGGACGAUCCGGAGUCCCUUGAGACUAUGUUGGUACAGAUUUUGGCUACGCCUGCCGAGCCUAUUCUUGAGGAUGGCGACUUGAUCGUCUCUGUCGUCAACACAACUUCCUCCGAAAUCAACAACUUGUGCGUCUCGUCCGCCGUUCUGAAGAUCGCCUCGCCUGAAUUCGCGGCACUGAUGGCCAUCUCGGAGGCUGCUCGCGAACACAACGUCGUGCCUGUUGCAACGAACCGACCGUUGAACGUUGGUAUGCGGUGCAUCCUUUCGCUUCUUCACCACACCAAUACCGACGAGUACGAAACCAUCGACGCUCAACAGCUUUCGAACAUCGCCACCUGCCGAGAGAUCCACGAGAAGAUUGCCGCGGACUGCAACGCUGACGCCUGCGACAUUGGCGCCUUCCUGUUGGCCGCUACGAACUUCAAGACAGAUGCCGAAGUUGUCAAGAUGAGCAAGCUGGCAUGUCUGAAGUUGCCGGCUACGUUUGUCGAGAUGUGGUCGAACGACGAAGAUCUGGCCCAGAUCCCGCAGACGCUCGUGGCCAAGCUCACUAAUGAUAUGCAAGCUUCCUUGGGUGCCAUCACCAAAGCGCUCUUUUCGUUCGAAGAGCUUGCAAAAGCCCGGGGGGCUUAUGACACUCGUCAACAGCUCUGCCUUGGUUGCGGUCGACGACCCCCCGCCAAAGCCAAGAAGUGCAACCCUUGCCACAACCUAGACCUUCUACCCGAUGUCUGCACCACGGCUUCGCGCAUAGGAAACUACUUCCUUGCCCUUCAAAGACACGGUCUCUGGCCCCCUACGGUGUUGUUCAAGGAAGAGAUCUCGCCGUCGGACAUCAUCAAUCGCAUCGAAGAGAUGGCGCGAGACACCAAGCACACAUGCAACGGUGAAGGAAGAUGCCCCCUGGUCAUCUGCCUGGAGAAACUGCCUCAGACUAUCAAUGUCGCGGUGGCAGCUUUGGACGAGAUGUAG